AUGAUGCGCCGUGGAUGGUCGCUGGCGUCGCGGACGGUGUUGGCGACUCGACAACAUGCGCCGCAUAUGCGCACGUCCUUCUUCUCGAGUGUUCCAAACAUUCCUGCCGCGGCUGCCGUGCCGACGAACGACGUGUCGGCCGCGAUUGCGCACGCCAUGGCCGAGGAAGAAGCGCGCAAGAAGCGCAAGCCCGAACACAUGCCGAUCCGCGCCGUGCAUCUCGCUCGAAAGAUGGACAUUGUGUCACUGUUCCAGCGGUUGUACACGGACCGGUUCAAGGUGAGCCAUUACCUGUACAAGGAUUCGAUCGUGCUGCGGCUGAGCGCAGCGACGGACGACCGCAACGCCGCGUGGGUAUCCACCCUCAACUUGAACAUGAAGCCAUCGACGUUUCCAGCCAUGGCGCCAUUCACCCCUCCGUCGGCGAAUCCGUCUCUCGACGCACCGACCGAGAUACCAUCGCGCCGGGCCAAGGACAAGUGGGUCGUGUACUUUGACUACGGCGCGGUCGUGUUUUUCAACUGCGACGAUUCGCUCACGGAAACGCUGGUCAAACACGCCAAGAAAGCUGCUGCUGGUCGCGGAUCCGCUGCAAACUACCUGAGCGAGCUCAAGGAGAACAACAUUCGAGUCCAAGAGAUCGACCACGUCAACAUUCAGGUCAUCGCGGGCGUCCUCGCCCAAACCGUCGCACUCGAGCACUACGAGCGCCAGGUCGACGCGAUUCUCGCCGAGUUUGAAAAACUCAACACGUUGGUCGAGAAGAAAGGCCCCCAGACGGCGCUCUUUGGCCUAACGUUUCUCGGAACACAGUCGACGGAGCGCGAACAACACCGAAAGCUGUUUCAAAUCGUCGCCACCAACAACACGCUCCUCAUCGACUUGGUGAGCAAGCUGCGCGUGAUCGAUCGCAAGCGGCCCGGUGACGCCGCAUGGAGCCACACGCGGUACCAUAACAUGUGGGAGACGCUGCUGGAAGAAUUUGAGCUCAACGAGCGCUUCAACAACCUCAACUUUAAGCUCGAGCUCAUCCAGCACAACACCAAGUUUUUCCUCGAAGUGCUGAGCUCGCACAAGGGCACACGCAUGGAAUGGUACAUUAUUAUUUUGAUUGCCGCCGAACUCGCCAUCAGCGCGUACGAGCUCGCGAUGAAGCUGCAUUAA
Aphanomyces invadans is the source of this 1164-nucleotide messenger RNA. RefSeq lists its product as hypothetical. NCBI's taxonomy places the organism in Eukaryota, Oomycota, Saprolegniomycetes, Saprolegniales, Verrucalvaceae. The transcript is spliced from 4 exons. The coding region runs from base 1 to 1164 and encodes 387 amino acids. The record is from RefSeq and is a predicted model, not a curated record.